AUGACAAGCACUAUGGAGUUAUCUUUUGAAGAGUUAAAGUUGUUGGUCUUUAAUGAUGAUAUACAUUCUAUUGGCAAUAGAUGGAAUUGGAAAAGGAAGGUUGCUGUAGGAGUUGCUACUGUUGUGCUCAGUGCAGUUUCUGUAGGCAUUGCUUUCUACAUCUACUAUUAUUGCAGAAAGAAGAAAAAUAAUGUUCAUGCAAUAUCAUUUACUGCACUAUCUCACUGUGCUUCUGGUUCUGGUUCAAAAGUCACUGAAAAGGGAGGUAGAUACUGUGGAGUCCAUUUCUUCACCUAUACUGAACUUGAAAAGGCCACAAACAACUUUGAUUCUACAAGAGCACUAGGAGAUGGAGGCUUUGGCACAGUAUACUUUGGAAAACUCCGUGACGGGCGUUUGAUUGCGGUGAAACUCAUGUUGACCAUCCCUGAAUCACCUCGUUGGUUGUUCCACAUCAAAUGA
Molecule: messenger RNA, 462 nt
Organism: Vicia faba (fava bean)
Lineage: Eukaryota; Viridiplantae; Streptophyta; Magnoliopsida; Fabales; Fabaceae
Source: the annotation of a GenBank genome assembly